UCUUCCACAGAGUUGUCGCAUCCCGGCCAACUCUGCUCCCUCUCUCUUUCCCCGCCUGUCGCUUUUUCACCCUCCACCCCCUAUGUCUUCUUCGCCCAAUUCCCCUUCAGGAUCCCUCUGGCGACAUGAACGUCCUCUCGUGGCUCUUCUGUGCAGCGUUGCCUUGCAUCAUCCAAGCCGCCUUCCGGCCUCCCAUUGUGGUCUCCAUGCAACCUGGAGGCGACCCGGAAGUGGGCCCACAAAACCAGAGGGUCCUCUGCCCCGUCAUUUACGUCUCACCCACCUUCAGGUUCCGACGCAGCCUCGAUGUCGUCAAGAGAAGCUUCGAAAACGAAGGAUUCAGAUUUGAUCCAGCGGUCUGUGACGACAAUGGGCAACUCCUACCAGUUAGGGGACAGGUUUCCCUCGACGGGGGUCCAUUGCAAUUCGGCCUCGGUCUUCGAGACGACAAAACAAAAGACUCCGACGCAGACGUCAAAAGCGUCUUUCGGCCUGGCAGAAAAUACCGCAAGAACAUACGAAAGUUCACACGCAAUUACAAUCUCCGCUUUGGUCGUUCUCUCGACCUCCAGACUCCUUGCCCGGAUUGCGAAGAAGACAGAAACCUAUACGCUUACUCUAGGGUCACCCCGAAAGGCCAAGACACCGAAGGCAACACCAUUUGAGAUUUCGUAAUGGGAUCCCAGUGAUAAGCCAUUAACCGAUGAUGUCUUCUCGCGAGACCUAACUGAUGAUAAUAAAGAAGUCACACGUUCUACUACCCACGAUUCUCAAGACAUCUUUUGAGAGAGAGGCUGCUUUCAAGAUGCCUUGCUUUUCGGUGGAGUCUGCAACGUACUUCGUAGCUAUAUUUCAAAUAAGAUUCCUCCAUAAAAUUCACUUAACUAAAAUAAGUCCGUUGGGCAAAAGAAAAUGGUAAAUACGAAUAUAUACAAGGAAUACAUAUGCUACGUAGUAAUGUGUUCCGGAAUUAUGAAAUCUAAAAGAAAAAUCUAGGAAUUACUGAGUCUCGUACGGUGGUAUGGCACGUCUCAUCUUUCAACAGACAAAUAAAAAUUUUCAUUCCCAUUUAUCACUUGUUCCCUGAUCCUCAUAAAUUCUUUGAACACUAAGGAUCCUCUUGAUGUACUAUUGGAUAAGGCAAAGUAGAUAUUCUCCCAUUAUUCAGCCAAGUUAAAAAGCUAUAAUACUUAGACGGACGACAUCUGGGAAGCUAUUUUCACCGUGUGACACAUCGUAUUAUUUAAAAA
Messenger RNA from Macrobrachium nipponense, 1250 nucleotides. RefSeq lists its product as uncharacterized. The transcript has 5 exons. The coding region runs from base 126 to 665 and encodes 179 amino acids. The record is from RefSeq and is a predicted model, not a curated record. Lineage: Eukaryota; Metazoa; Arthropoda; Malacostraca; Decapoda; Palaemonidae.